UUGUUUUGAGCAAGUGGAUUUAUUUUCAUUGCUAUCGUACAAUCAUUUGCACAGCAACGCAUUUUCUAAAAUAACAACUCGUUUUAGCCUUAAAAUUCAUCAACAUUGUGUUUAAAUCGAUAAGAGUGCUAGUGCACGCAAUCUCCAUAUUGAGCUAAAGCAACGCAGUCUUUGUGCGUAGAACGCUUGUCAAACGCAGUGAUGUCACGCAACUUAAACAAUCCACCUGGUGGUAAUCGUGAUUAUGGUGCUACUUCAAGCAGCACCAACGCUAUAAUGCCCGAUGUUAACUUUUCGGGUUUCAGCCCCACUGAGUUUAUGUCGCUGAGUGAGGAUAUUGGACAAAAUAUCAAUGCCGUGAAUUCGAGCUCCAGACAAUUGGAGAAAAUUCUCAAGGUAAUUGGUACGCGUCGGGAACAACAGGCGACACGUAACAAAGUGCAUAAUAUACAUGCGGAAGCUAAUACGCGCAUUGAGGCGACCAGUCGUGACUUACAACGUCUAACAUCUGUAGUCGGACGAGGUGAUAAACAGCAAAAGUUGCAACUUGAAAAAUUAACGAAUGAUUUCAAAAAUUUGGUGGAGAAAUACUCGUCUGUGCAGAAGCGCAUUACUGCGGCGAUGCGCCAGAGUAUUGAACAGCUAGGACAGCAACAGGAUGAACAGGCAGAAGCAGAUCGUGCAGAAUUUUUGCAACAGCAGGCUCAAAUAACGGCAGGUUUACAAUUUGAGCAAGAUAGGUUGAUGGACCGGGACCGUCAGCUGCGACAGAUUGAAGCUGAUGUGCUGGAUGUAAAUGCGGUUAUGCGAAAAAUAUACGAUAUUGUACAAACACAGGCCGAUCAAGUGGAUCAUAUCGAAAAUAGUGUUGAGAAUGCCGCAACCGAUGUUGAAUUGGGUCGCGAAGAACUGGCUAAAGCUGCGCAGUAUCGUCGUAGUUAUCGUCGCAAAAUUCUAAUACUUCUAGCGAUCGCUGUGAUAAUAGGAUUAAUUGUGACGGGUAUUAUCGUCGCAAAGAUAACUAGUUAAUUUGUUAUUUGUAUAUGUUUCUGCGUUGAUGUAUUUAAAACUAAAUAGUAUGUUAUUGAAAUAUAGUCUGUAAUGACUAUUUUUUUGACAAACAAUGCGUUCCAAAGCGCGCACAAACGAAUAGGAUUAUGCACUCCUUCAGGAAGUGAAUGGACAUUCAUAUUUUUUAUUAAUAUGUAAUAAAUGUAUGUUUAGUAGAGUUAAUAAUGAAGAGGCACGUAUAGACAUUUAAAAGGAUACGCGAAAUAAAUACUACAAAAAACUUAAAUAUAUAAUAUAUUAUGUUUAACCAGUAAAUAAACCAACUACAUAUAUCGCUUUAAAA
Molecule: messenger RNA, 1354 nt
Organism: Anastrepha obliqua
Lineage: Eukaryota; Metazoa; Arthropoda; Insecta; Diptera; Tephritidae
Gene: Syx13
Product: syntaxin-12
Exons: 3
Coding region: 202-1029 (275 amino acids)
Biological process (GO): intracellular protein transport; vesicle-mediated transport; vesicle fusion
Cellular component (GO): SNARE complex; endomembrane system; membrane
Molecular function (GO): SNAP receptor activity; SNARE binding
Source: RefSeq, a predicted model, not a curated record